AUGCUUCUUGCUGGUCCUCUGACAAAGCAGGUAGUGAGAGGAUCAGGCAGUGGGGUGAAUGAUGCCUUUGACUGCAGUCACGCCAUACCUCCAGGCUCUAAACAGUACUUUGAAUCCCUUCAAAGCAAAGGGGUGACUCACUUCAAGGUGCCGCUAUCAUGGGCUCAAAUCCUGCCUACGGGUCUCUCCAGUCAGCCCCGACAGGCUGUGGUUACCUGCUACCAGACCCUCCUGAGACAGCUGCUGGAGGUGGGCCUUCAGCCUCUGGUUGUCCUCCAUGGAUCCACAGUACCAGAUGCUCUGAGAUCAAGGUUUGGAGGCUGGGAGAGCCAGGAGCUGGUAGAGAUGUUUCAGCAGUAUGCAGAGUUUGCCUUCCAGGAGUUUGGCGCACUGGCACACUCCUGGGUGACACUGAGUGACUUGGAUGAUGUUUGGGAUGAAGGGCAGCCUGCAGGUGCUCCCGGCUUUCUGCAAAAUACCCUGCAACUCAGCAAGAACAUUUACCAGCUGUACCAUCAGCGCUUUCCUGAUAAAGGGAGACGUCUGUCAGUAGGACUGAGAGCUAGUGACGUUCCAGAACUUAUCUUAUUCCUGAACAACAGAGACCUGAAUAUUGUUGGAUGUGACAUGAAGGACAUGUUGGGUGAGCUGGACAUGCAGGACGCUCAAGCCAGUCACAGUAUUCCAGACUACACAGAAAAGACAAUGUUCAGAAACAGCUACCAGAGUGUGUGGGAAAAGUUUGGGGCCCAGACUACCAUGGAACGAGAUCUUUUCCUUGAAGAUUCAUUCCCCUUUGGUUUCCAGUGGGCCACCUCCAGUGAGUCCUUCAAGGUUGAAGGUGGCUGGUUAGAAGGUGGGAAGGGUGAGACCAUUUGGGACCGUUUUGGUCAUGAUGGCCUAGCCUUUGCAAAUCAGACAGCUGAUCUAGCUUGUGACAGUUACCACAAAGUGGAUUACGAUGCUUACCUUCUGCGAGGUCUUCAUGUCAACACCUACCAGUUUUCUAUCUCCUGGGCUCGUGUUUUCCCCUCGGGUCUCAGAGGCACCCAAUCAGAGGAAGGGGCUCUCUACUAUGACAAGCUGAUCAAUGCUCUCAUUGAUUCUGGCAUACAACCUGUUGUCACUCUUUACAACUGGGAUCUGCCCCAGGCACUCCAGGACUUUGGAGGAUGGACCCACACUUCCAUUGUUGAAGCCUUCAAGGACUAUGCAGACUUCUGCUUCUCCAGGUUUGGAGACAGGGUCAAGACCUGGAACACAUUCAGUAGCCCCUGGGUUGUGAGCCAUGCUGGGUAUGGCACUGGUGAGCAUCCCCCCGGAGUAAAGGACUAUGUGGUUUCCUCCUAUCUGGCUACUCACAAUAUGCUCAAGUCCCAUGCUGAAGCCUGGCAUGUCUACAAUGACAAGUACAGGCUGAAACAAGGAGGGAAAGUAGGCAUUGCACUGAACUCUGACUGGGCUGAGCCCAUGGACCCCUCCAGUCCUGAAGACAUAGCAGCUGCAGAUCGUUACCUACAGUUAAUGCUGGGCUGGUUUGCACAUCCUAUAUUUGUAGAUGGAGAUUAUCCUGCAACACUCAAGACUCAGAUUGAAGAGAAAAAAAGAGAGUGUCCCCACUCGGAGCCUGCAAGGCUUCCAGUUUUCACUCCUGAAGAGAGAAAGAGGAUACAACGAACAGCUGACUUUUUAGGUUUAAACCACUACACCUCCCGUCUGGUCAACAGCAGUGAUGGCGGCUGUACCCCUGGUCCUCAGGGUGUUGGUGACUACCAGGCACAUGUGGACCCAUCGUGGUCCUCUACAGCAUCUGAAUGGAUAUAUUCUGCGCCUUGGGGUCUCCGAAGGCUUCUGAACUACAUUUCCACAGAAUACUUGAAUACUAACAAAGUGCCUAUCUUUAUAACUGGCAAUGGGAUGCCCACUGAGUACAGUGGGGACACUCUCAAUGACACCAGCAGAACAGAAUACAUGAGGCAUUACAUCAACGAGGCCCUCAAAGCAAUAGUUUUAGACGGAGUGGAUGUGCAACGAUUUACAGUGCAGUCACUCAUGGAUGGAUUUGAAGGGAAACAAGGCUACAGCCAUAGGUUUGGUCUGCACCAUGUCAACUUUGAAGAUGCAGACAGACCAAGAACACCAAAGCAAUCUGUAUAUUUCUACUCUCAGCUUAUCAAGCAAAAUGGAUUUCGUUCACACAAAAGUGAUGGUUUUAAAGGGGUAAAGAUUCAACCCACUCGCCGCCCCACUGCUUUAUCAUCCUCAGAGGUUCCAUCUAAAUCAAAAACUGUCUGGGAGAAAUUCUCACACCAGUCUAAAUUCCAGAGAAAAAUGUAUCACUAUGGUACAUUCCCCCAAGGCUUCAGCUGGGGAGUAUCAUCUUCUGCUUAUCAGAUUGAAGGUGCCUGGAAUGCUGAUAGGAAGGGGCCCAGCAUCUGGGAUACAUUCACCCAGAAACCUGGUAGCAUCCCUGGUAAUAGCAGUGGAGAUGUGGCCUGUGACAGCUACCACAGACUUGAAGAAGACUUCUACAUGCUUCGAGCUCUGAGGGUGAAGUCAUACAGAUUCUCUCUGUCCUGGUCUAGGAUCUUUCCUAAUGGUCGGCAUCCCUCUCUGAGCCAGAACGGUGUUGACUACUACAACAGGCUCAUUGAUGGCCUCUUAGCAUAUAACAUUACCCCCAUGGUGACACUCUAUCAUUGGGACCUCCCCCAAGCUUUGCAAGACCUCGGUGGCUGGGAAAACAUAGACAUGAUUAACAUUUUUAAUGAAUUUUGUGACUUUUGCUUUGCCACUUUUGGAGACAGAGUGAAAUUUUGGAUGACCUUCAACCAGCCUCAUACUAUUGCAUGGUCAGGAUAUGGUCUUGGAGAGAUUCCACCAAAUGUUAAAAAUCCAGGAAUUGCACCAUACAGAGUCGCACACAACCUGAUUAAAGCUCACGCCAAGGUCUACCACACAUAUGAUGAUAAGUACCGUGCCUCUCAAGGUGGUCUGAUAUCCAUCGCCCUCAAUGCUGACUGGAUUGAACCUAAAGAUGUUAACAUUUUCCGAGAAGUGCUGGCUGCUGACCGCGCCCUGCAGUUCAAACUGGGUUGGUUUGCACACCCUAUUUUCAAGAAUGGGGACUAUCCCGAUGCAAUGAAGUGGCAAGUCGGAAACAAAAGUGAACUUCAAGGUCUUUCAAAUUCAAGACUACCUGCCUUCACUGAACAAGAAAAGAGCUUCAUAAGAGGAACUGCUGACAUGUUCUGUGUAAAUCACUACACUACACAAAUUGCACGCCAUGCUACACUGAGACUUUCACCUCAGUCUUACAAAUAUGACCAUGAUUUGUUAGAAGCAGAAGAAAGUGGUUCACCAUCUACAGCCAUCACAAACCAGAGAGCUGUAGCAUGGGGCUUGAGAAGACUUCUCAACUGGAUCAAGGAGGAGUAUGGAGAUCCAGAGAUUUACAUUACUGAGAAUGGAGUAGCUACAGACUCAAAGACAACUUGGGAUGACACUGGCAGAGUAUUUUAUUACAAGACCUAUAUUGAUGAGGCUCUCAAAGCCUCUGACAUUGAUGGUGUGAAGGUGAAAGGAUACAUAGCAACCUCUCUUAUGGAUUCUUUUGAGUGGCUUAAUGGAUACAAAGUUGGAUUUGGGUUACACCAUGUGGACUUCACUAAUCCAAACCGACCAAGGACACCCAAGUACUCAGCCCAUUUCUACUUUCGGAAAGAUUUCAUUUGGAGUGUUUCAACGGCAUCAUAUCAGAUUGAAGGGGGGUGGAGAGCAGAUGGAAAAGGUCUCAGUAUUUGGGACAAGUUUGCUCACACUCCUCUCAAAGUGUUCAAUGAUGACAAUGGGGACAUAGCCUGUGACAGUUACAAUAAAAUAGAAGAGGAUGUUGCUAUUUUGAAGCAACUAAAGGUGACCCAUUAUCGUUUCUCCAUAUCCUGGUCGAGGGUGCUUCCUGAUGGUACCACCAAGCACAUCAACGAGGCUGGAAUCAACUACUACCACAGACUGGUGGAUGCACUCCUUGCUGCAAACAUUGAACCGCAUGUCACUCUCUAUCACUGGGACCUUCCACAAGCUCUGCAGGAUACUGGAGGGUGGGAGAAUGAAGCAAUUGUCUUCAAGUUCAGGGAUUACGCUGACCUCAUAUUUAGCCGUUUUGGUCACAAAGUGAAAUUUUGGAUCACCAUUAAUGAACCGUACAAUGUAGCCAACAUAGGCCAUGGAUAUGGAACAGCUGCGCCAGGGAUCAGUCUCAGACCAGGCACUCUACCCUACAUUGUGGGUCACCACCUUAUUAAAGCUCAUGCUGAGGCCUGGCAUCUCUACAAUGACACAUAUCGUGCCAGCCAGAAAGGAAUUAUCUCCAUCACCAUCAACUCUGACUGGACAGAACCCAGAAAUCCAUACAAGCAGGAGGACAUUGAUGCUGCAAGACGUGUACUGCAGUUCUACAUUGGCUGGUUUGCCCAUCCCAUAUUUAAUGGAGACUACAAUGACAUAAUGAAGACAGUCAUUCGAGAGCGAAGCUUAGCUGCUGGUCUGCCAAAAUCUCGGCUGCCUGAGUUUUCUCUAGAGGAAAUUAAGAGGAUUAAGGGCACCUAUGAUUAUUUUGGGUUCAACCAUUACACCACUGUCCUGACAUCCCCUGUGAAUUAUGGAAAGCUUCAGCACUAUGAUGCUGACAGGGGUGCAGGGUUAAUUGCUGAUCGUACCUGGCUGGAUUCAGGUUCAUCCUGGCUGAAGGUCUCACCAUUUGGAUUCCGGAAGAUUUUAAACUUUAUUAAGAAGGAGUACGGAAAUCCACCUAUUAUCAUCACUGAGAAUGGCAUCUCAGAGCGGGGGCCUUUCAACCUAAAUGAUAUUCACAGGAGCUAUUACUAUGAAAAAUACAUCAACCAGAUGCUAAAAGCUUACUUACUAGAUGACGUGGAUAUCCGUGGUUUCACAGCUUGGACGCUGAUGGACAACCUGGAGUGGGCCACUGGCUUUGAGGAGAGAUUUGGCCUUUUCUAUGUCAAUAGAUCAGACCCUAAUCUUCCUCGAGUGCCCAAGGCCUCUGCUGCCUUCUACACUACUCUAAUCAACUGCAACGGAUUCCCUGAUCCUGCCUUGGGGCCCCAUGAGUGUUUGAACCCUGUCCUUGAAGGGACGAGCGCACCUGUGCGGACAAGUGCACCUGCGGGGACGAGUGCACCUGUACGGACGACUGCACCUGCGGGGACGAGUGCACCGAUCACUAACAAUGCUGUGAGAUUCCUGGGUAUGGAGCUCUUUGCAAGUGAUGCUGAGACUGGACUUAACACCACCUUUGCUCUACUGAUUGUUGCUGUGUUUGGAGUUAUUUGUUCAUCCUUUUGA
Messenger RNA from Monopterus albus (swamp eel), 5364 nucleotides. Its product is annotated as lactase-phlorizin hydrolase. Gene Ontology annotation, biological process: carbohydrate metabolic process. NCBI's taxonomy places the organism in Eukaryota, Metazoa, Chordata, Actinopteri, Synbranchiformes, Synbranchidae. Gene Ontology annotation, molecular function: hydrolase activity, hydrolyzing O-glycosyl compounds. The record is from RefSeq and is a predicted model, not a curated record. The transcript has 16 exons. Bases 1 to 5364 code for a protein of 1787 amino acids.